GAGAAAUCCGAGUUGAAUCGUUGACAGCAAGCAUGAAAGUGGAAGAAGGAUUGGGAGGAAGCCAUGGUACAAAACUUCUCUUCAAAAAGCAGACCAUAGUAUCCGAUUCUUUGCUUUUUGUUUCACAGUUUGCAAAUUGCAAUCCUCGGUCUAUUUCUUCUAUCUUUCCCUAACCAUUUUCUCCCGUUUCAAAAAUGUGCUCCUCUUUCCGUUUCUCCUCUCGAUCCUGAAUCUUUUUUCGACUGCAUCGCCUUAUCAAUUUCUCCUCCACCAUAUAGAUGGAGAGAAAACAUAUAUGGCACUGUAGUUUGGCUGUGAUGAUACAAUGGUAAACAUCAAAACCUCACAUCGUCCUAUCAUAUCGUAUCGACCUAUACGACCUUCUGAUUUAGAAGUUCUUGAGAAGAUCCAUGGUGAUUUGUUCCCUAUCAGGUAUGAAUCUGAGUUUUUUCAAAAUGUUGUAAAUGGACGUGACAUUGUAUCGUGGGGAGCUGUUGAUUGCAAUAGGCCCAAUGGUCAAAGUGAUGAACUUAUUGGAUUUGUUACUGCACGAACUCUCACCACAAGAGAUUCUGAGGUGGAUGAUUUGAUCAGGUUUGACCCAUUGAAGCCCGACCAGACUCUAGUUUAUAUAUUGACACUGGGAGUCUUAGAAUCUUAUAGGAACAAUGGCAUUGCGUGUUCUCUGAUCCGUGAGGUCAUAAAAUAUGCAUCAAGCAUCCCAACUUGCCAAGCAGUGUAUCUGCAUGUGAUCUCUUACAAUGAACCAGCAAUCUUCUUGUACCAGAAAAUGUCAUUCAAGUGUGAACGGAAAUUGCAUUCUUUUUAUCUGAUUGAAGGCCAUUAUUAUGAUGCAUUCUUGUUCAUAUACUACGUAAACUGUGGCCGUUCUCCUUGCUCACCCCUAGAGGUUGUAACCCUCUUGAUCUCUAUUGCCAAGAGUAGAUUUAAGUCAAUUUCUUCAAAGUUGUGGAAAUGUGAAGAAAGAAAGACAUCCAUGUGGGUCAGAUGCAAGGAAUCGGGUUGUGUUCUUCCUACAACACAGAACAAGAGGACACAACUUAAACUGCAUGAAGAUUUCAAAUGUGUGAAAAAUUGAUGACAAUGUAUAAAUAAUAUUGUGUCGAAUUGUUAGUGCACUUGUCAUGAUCAACAUGCUUGGAAAAGUAAAGAAAUUGUGUCUUGUGUCCUUCAGGGAAGAGAUUACACAUUUACACUGAUAUAUGUCACUUGUUUUAUCCUUGUAACUGUAACCGGGCCAUGUGUAAAUAUGUGUGCUUGUAAUCGACCAUAUUGAUAGUACCCGUGCACGCGCUUUGAGAUUUUUUAA
Cuscuta campestris is the source of this 1330-nucleotide messenger RNA. Lineage: Eukaryota; Viridiplantae; Streptophyta; Magnoliopsida; Solanales; Convolvulaceae. The record is from the annotation of a GenBank genome assembly.